Messenger RNA from Castor canadensis (American beaver), 2157 nucleotides. NCBI's taxonomy places the organism in Eukaryota, Metazoa, Chordata, Mammalia, Rodentia, Castoridae. The record is from RefSeq and is a predicted model, not a curated record.
AUGGAUAUGGUGCUGAAAAGGUGCCUUCUCCAUUUGUCUGUGCUGAGUGUUCUGCUGGCUGUGGGGGACACAGAAGGACUCAGAGACCAGGACCGGCUUGGUGUCUCAAGGCAGUUCAAACCUAAAGCCUGGAACAGGCAGCUAUAUCCAGAGUGGACAGAAGUCCAAGGACCUGAUUGCUGGAAAGGUGGCAAAGUGUCCCUGAAGGUUACUAAUGAUGGGCCUACACUGAUUGGUGCAAAUGCUUCCUUCUCUGUUGUCUUGCACUUCCCAGAAAGCCAGAAGGUACUGCCAGAUGGGCAGGUUAUCUGGGCCAACAGCACCAUCAUCAAUGGGAGCCAUGUGUGGGAAGGACAGCCAGUGUAUCCUCAGGAACCAGAUGAUACCUGCAUUUUCCCUGAUGGUGGACCCUGCCCAUCUGGCCCUUGGUCUCAGAGAAGAAGCUUUGUUUAUGUCUGGAAGACCUGGGGCCAAUAUUGGCAAGUUCUGGGGGGCCCAGUGUCCAGGCUGAGCAUUGGGACAGGACAGGCAAUGCUGGGUACACACACCAUGGAAGUGACUGUCUACCACCACCGGGGGCCCCAGAGCUAUGUGCCUCUUGCCCAGACCAGUUCAGCCUUCACCAUUACUGACCAGGUACCUUUCUCCGUGAGUGUGUCCCAGCUGCAGGCCUUGGAUGGAGGGAACAUGCACUUCCUGAGAAAUCAGCCUCUGAUCUUUGCCCUUCAGCUUCAUGAUCCCAGUGGCUAUUUGGCUGGGGCUGACCUCUCCUAUACUUGGGACUUUGGAGACAAAACUGGGACCCUGAUCUCUCGGGAACUUGUGGUCACUCACACUUAUUUGGAAUCAGGCACAGUCACUGCCCAGAUGGUGCUGCAGGCUGCCAUUCCUCUCACUUCCUGUGGUUCCCCCUCAGUUCCAGGCACCACAGAUGGGCACAUGCCAACUUCAGAGGCCCCUGGCACUACAGCUGGGCAAGGGCCUACUGCAGAAGUUGUAGGUACUACACCUGGUCAGAUAUCAACUACAGAGCCCUCCAGAACCACAGCUGUGCAGGUGCCAACCACAGAAGUCAAAAAUACUGUACCUGUACAGGUGCCAACUACAGAGGGCACAGUUACUAUAUCUGAGCUGGUGCCAACCUCAGAGGUCAUAGGUACCACACUUGCAGAGAAGUCAACUGUAGAAGAUACAGGUACAACACCUGCAGAGAUGUCAACUGCAGAGCCCUCUAGAGCCACAGUUGCACAGGUAACCUCAGAAUUGGUGGAUACCACAGCUGGAGAGUUACCUACCCUUGAGCCAGCGGGUCCAGAUUCCAGCCCAUUCAUGCCUACAGAAGGUACUACAGGGUCCCUGAGCCCCCUGCUAGAUGGCACAGACACCUUAACACUGGUGAAGAGACAACUCCCCCUGGAUUGUGUUCUUUAUCGAUAUGGUUCCUUUUCCCUCACCCUGGACAUUGUCCAGAGUAUUGAAAAUGCUGAGAUACUGCAAGCUGUGCCAUCCAGUGAGGGGGAUGCAUUUGAAUUGACUGUGUCCUGCCAAGGCGGGCUGCCUAAGGAAGCCUGUAUGGACAUUUCAUCACCAGGGUGCCAACCCCCUGCCCAGCAUCUGUGCCAACCUGUGCCACCUAGCCCGGCCUGCCAGCUGGUUCUGCACCAGGUACUGAAGGGUGGCUCAGGGACCUACUGCCUCAAUGUGUCUUUGGCUGAUGCCAACAGCCUGGCUGUGGCCAGCACCCAGCUUGUCAUGCCUGAUACUGACGCAAUGACUGGGAUUCUGCUCACAGGUCGAAAAGCAGAAUUUGGGCAGGCUCCCCUGGUUGUGGGCAUCUUACUGGUGUUGAUGUCUGUGGUGCUUGCAUCUUUGAUAUAUAGGCGCAGACUUAGGAAGCAGAGCUCUGCUCUCCCCAUUCCCCAGCUGCCACACAGUGGUACCCACUGGCUGCGUCUGCCCCAGGUCUUCCGCACUUGCCCUGUUGGAGAGAACAGCCCACUCCUCAGUGGGCAGCAGGUCUGAGUACUCUCAUAUGAUGCUGUGAUUUUCCUGGGGUUGGCAGCAAUGCCUGUAUUUUCUGCAGUCUUCCCUUGGAGGCUACCAUUAGCUGAAAUAAAUACUCAGAACCUGCUGUUUUUUUUGUUGUUUUCUUGAAUC